Molecule: messenger RNA, 2409 nt
Organism: Alosa alosa (allis shad)
Lineage: Eukaryota; Metazoa; Chordata; Actinopteri; Clupeiformes; Clupeidae
Product: very long-chain acyl-CoA synthetase-like
Exons: 10
Coding region: 84-1940 (618 amino acids)
Molecular function (GO): long-chain fatty acid transmembrane transporter activity; long-chain fatty acid-CoA ligase activity
Source: RefSeq, a predicted model, not a curated record
AUUGCUUAUUACCCCAGAGGUGGAAUGUAUUCAGAAACCACAUAUCCCAUAUCGGAGCUUCUCUUUACAUAGCCUACAUAAACAUGUAUGCCAUAUUUACUUUCUUAGUCGGUUUGGCUUUUUUGCCAUUUUUUAUUUACGCUCGAUUUCCAUAUUUCCUAGAUGAUGUGAGGUACAUAUUUAAUGGUAUUAGUAUUGGGAAUCGCGUUAAAAGAUAUGCUUCUAAAAAACCCUGUUAUACAUUGCUGGACCGUUUUCUUGACAAAGUGAAGGCACAUCCGCUCAAAAGUUUCAUAAUUUUCGAGAAUGAAACGUAUUCUUACCAAGACGCCGAUAGACGAAGCAACAAAGUUGCCAGGGCUUUGUCGCAGCAUUCAAAACUUCAAGAAGAAGACGCAGUUGCCCUGUUCCUUGGAAACGAGCCGACUUACGUAUGGCUCUGGCUGGGGUUAACCAAACUUGGAUGUGUACCUGCACUUAUAAAUUACAACAUAAGGACGAAAUCGUUGUUGCAUUGUUUCUCUUGUUGUGGUGCAAAGGUACUCAUUGCAGCUGCAGAACUGAAAGACGCUGUUGUGGAAGUUCUCCCGGCACUUCAGGAACAGAAUGUCUCAGUGUUCAUCCUCAGUAAAGAGUGUGACACAGAGGGAAUAGAAACCUUAUCGGAUAAGAUAGAUGCUGUUUCCGAUGAGCCCGUACCAUUAGCACUGAAUUCAAACCUGACAAUUAAGAGUCCAGCUCUGUACAUUUACACCUCUGGAACAACAGGUCUACCCAAGGCAGCUGUGAUCAACCAUGAACGAGUGUGGCUGGCCAGUUCCAUGCAGACUGUAGCAGGUGUACGGGGAGAUGACAUCAUAUAUGUUUACCUCCCUCUGUAUCACAGUGCUGGAUUCUUGAUGGGACUAACAGGAGCUAUAGAUCAAGGUAUAACAGUGGUCCUGAAACGCAAGUUUUCAGCAUCACAGUUCUGGAAUGACUGCAGGAAGCAUAAUGUGACUGUUAUUCAGUAUAUUGGUGAAAUAAUGCGUUACCUCUGCAACGCACCAAAGAAAGACAUUGACCAGAAUCACAUGGUCAGAGUAGCCCUCGGCAAUGGAAUCAGAGCUGACACUUGGGCAGAGUUUUUGCAGCGCUUUGGAGACAUCCGCAUCGUUGAGUGCUAUGGCGCCACAGAGGGAAACACAGGCUUUGUGAACUACGUUGGCAAAGUUGGGGCAACUGGCCGGGUGCUCACAAUUCAGAAGAAAGCUCAGCCAUUCGCCCUGAUCAAAUAUGACACAGAGAGAGGAGAGCCAGUGAGAGACUCCAGAGGCUUUUGUGUGGAAGUGGCAACAGGUGAGGCUGGCCUUCUUGUGGCAAAAAUCACCAAAAGAGCUCCUUUCACUGGCUAUGCCAAUAACACCCAGCAGACAGAGAAGAAAAGGCUGAGGGACGUGUUUGAGAAAGGGGACCUGUAUUUUGACAGUGGAGACCUUCUCAAAAUGGAUGAGGAAGGCUUCAUCUACUUUCAGGAUCGGAUUGGAGAUACCUUCAGGUGGAAAGGAGAGAAUGUGGCAACCACUGAAGUCACUGAUGUUCUUGUCACUCUGGAUUUUAUAGAGGAAGCCAAUGUUUAUGGUGUCAAGGUCCGAGGCAAUGAAGGAAGGAUUGGAAUGGCAUCGUUAAAAAUAACUGAGGGAAUGGAGUUCAACAGCACUGCCACCUAUGAGCAUGUGAAGGCCUACCUUCCUAGUUAUGCAAGACCCCGAUUUAUUAGGAUCCAGAAUUCUCUUGAACUGACCGGCACCUACAAACAGAAGAAAGUGAAGCUUGCCGAAGAGGGAUUUGACCCAUCUGCUAUAGACGAAGCAAUGUAUUUCCUGGAGGAGAGCCAGGGCUACAUCCCCAUGACUAAGGACAUUUAUAGUGCCAUCAAUGAUGGAAGUAUGAGGCUGUGAGAUCAUCUGCUGCCUCGUGGCUGUGAGAUAGGUAAUUUGCUGAGGAGAUUAUGAUGACUGAUGUGUUUUUGCACUGUAGUGAUCUUCACAUUGAAUAUGCACUGUUCUUAUCCCUUCAACUCCAAAGGGUAUUGUAAUCAUGUCUGUCUGUCCAUGUGUGUCCUGCACUGAUACACAUUUUCUAUAACUUGAUCCUCCUCUUUAGGAACUGGAUGCAAAUAUUUUUCCAUUUCUUUACUGACCAAUCAUCUUGGCUACACUAUAAACAUACUUUGUUAAUGCAGAGACAUUACAACACUCAGUUUGUUAAUGAUAACUAAAACUGUUGUUUUAUAAUUCAGAAUUUUAUUUUAUUUUUUUACCUAAUUUUUUAAAACAUUUUCAAGAAAAGGCCUCCUGAUGUAUGAAUGUUAUUGUGGAUCAAAACCUGUGACAAACUAUAAGUUGAAAUAAAGGGCUAUGUUGAUAA